AUGAGCGGCCGCACCUUGACGGUUAUGAGCAUAGUGCCGCGUUCUUUGAUGGGUGAAGAGGAUCGUAUUGCGAAAGCUUUCUACAGCUGUGUACCGGCGGGCGCUGCGGAGAGAGUGUUCGCGAGUCCUUCCAUCGUGGCGGCCGUCGGUGUGUGGAGGUUGGAGGAUGAAGUUGGAGACAGCUUCAGCUCCAAAGUUGACGUUGGUGGCCCAAGCUCCCUCGUCACGUUAACUUUGGAGCUAGAGCGGAAGUACCCGCCAGAUCUUCUGCCUGAGGCUACGUAUAAUAUUUCUGCGACAUUCUUAGCACGGAGAUCAAACACAAUGGAGAACGAGAACGCGCCGCGACUCUACGUCGGCAACUUGCCGUACGUGGCGCAGAAAGCCGAGAUCGAGCAGCUGUUUGCGGACAACAAUGUCGAGAUCAGGAGCAUCGACAUGUCCAUCGACCCCUUCAAUGGCCGGAACCCCUCGUACUUCUUCGUCGACUUCCACACGCAGGACCAAGCCAACCGAGCCAUGGAGACCAUGCAGGGCAAGCCGGAAGUACCCACCCCGGACCCGAAGAACCCACAGAACGCGUAUGUGUACGACCGCUGGUCCCGGGACGAUGCUCCAAGUCGAUGGACCGCUCCUUCAGACGAAGGCCGAAGAUUGUGGGUCGGUGGGCUGGCGCAGGUACCGAACCAAGACGUCCUCAAUGUGGAGAUGAGGGCGCUUUUCCAGCGCUGGGAUAUCGAAGCUGUCAGUAAGAUCAUCUCGCCGAAUGACCAUCAACGUACCAAGAAUGGCACCGCGACACCGUACGGAGGGUCUUACCGGAUCCGCAUGGGGAAGCAGCUGGCACGACCGACGAAGGUCAUGCGCGAGCAGCUUGGUGUUACCAAGCUUGACCGAGAACGAGGACGCUCGCCGCCGCCAGCCAGAGAUCUCGAAGGCAGCUGGCGGCGGCGAGACUGA
Molecule: messenger RNA, 960 nt
Organism: Anthostomella pinea
Lineage: Eukaryota; Fungi; Ascomycota; Sordariomycetes; Xylariales; Xylariaceae
Source: the annotation of a GenBank genome assembly